AUGGAAUUUUUAGGCAUCGAUUUUGGAUCUUACAAAACUACACUAGCAUCAUCAAAAGAUAAUGGUAAAAUUUUAGGAGACGAACAGGGCAAAAGAGCUAUUCCUACACUUUUAGAACUUACUUCUCCUAUAAGAAAGUUCGGUAACAGUAUUACUGGUGAACAUGAAGGAAGCAUAAAUUUAAGAUACAGAAAUUUUAGGGAUGAUUUAUCAAAAUCUGAAAAUUGCCAAGCUUACAUGAUGUUUAUGAAGUAUCUCGAUAGGAUAAUAAAAAAUAAUACUAGAGGAGCUCCUUCUAUUUGUGUAUCUAUUCCUUCUUAUUGUACGUACACAGAUAGAAAAUUUUUGGCUGAUAUUAUGAAAUGUUGUAAUAUGAAAUUAGAAAGGUUUUUUAAUGACAUUACUGCUAUAGCAAUGUUUGCUUGUCUUCGUAGAGAGAAAAUACCAGAAAAGUUUAUGAUUUUGGAUUUUGGUCACGCAAAAACAGAAGCAGGUAUUUUUACUUAUAAAGAUUUUGUAUUAACACCUUUGUACAUAAAUAAUAUAAAGGUGGGUGCGCAAAAUUUUGACAAUGAAUUAAUUAAUUUAAUUAUGCGAAAAUAUAGCAUUCCAGAUAAAAUAAUAUGCAAAGAAAAUAUUUUAAGACAUCUUGAAAAGUUAAAAACAGUGUUAAAUUCUGCGGAAGUGGCUAAUAUACAGAUUUAUAUUAAUGAAACGCCAAUUAACAUACAAGUUACCCAAGAAGAAUACAUUGUAGCAUGUAAAGAAAGUACUAAUAAAUUAACUAAUUUUAUUAAUGAUGUCAUAAAAGAAUCUGAUACUAAAUUAGUAACAGAAAUUACAGGGGGUAAUUCAUCUUCAUUUUUAGUUAAAAAUAUUUUAAGUGAUAAAUUAGAUAUUCAAUCUACUUUAGAUUUAACAGAAUCAUGUGCUAUUGGUACAGCACUGGGACUAGCUUGUUCUGUAGUUUCUAAUAAAUUUAAAAUGAAUGAUAUUAUUGGUAGAAGCAUUUCAAUAAAAUUAGAAAACGCGGAAAAAUCUACAGAAAUAUUAAAAAAAACAGAUUUAAUAGGAACAUCUAAAUGUGUUACGUACAAACAGAAGGAUGCAUUUAACUUAGAAAUAUUCGAAGAUGUACUUAAGAUUGGAGAUUUACAAAUAAAUAAAGAAUCCUCUGAUAAAGUAGAAGCAGUAAAAAUUACUAUAGAAGUUAAUAAACUUGGAUUUAUUGAUGUUAAAUCAGUAAAGGUAGAUGAUAAAGAUAUUGAUUACAAAUAUACAACAUUUGAAAUGUCUUCGGAUCAAAAAGAAGAAUUGAUUAAUACAGAAGAAAGAUAUCGACUUCUUGAAACCAAUAUUGAAAAAAUAGGACAUAUGAGAAAUGAAUUAGAAACCAUGGCUAUGAAUUUAUUAAAUGCUAUAACUGGAAAUUUGCAGGAGCUUUUUAAUGAAGAAGAUGAAGAAAUAGUUAAAAAGGUUGCUAUGGACUUGUUUGAUAUUCCUUCAGUUUCUGAAAUUGAAGAGGAGGUGAAAGUGCGAGAUGACGUAAUUAAACAGUUGGAUUUUGUUAGUAAAAAAUUAGAGGGAUUGGAAAGUAGUAUUAAGGAAGAAAUUGUUAAUAUGAAAACAUCUAUAAAUGAAUGUAAAGAUAAAUUUGCCAAAAAAUCGACACCUUCUUAUUUUAAAUUACAAGGAAUUUAUUAUAAACUUGAAGCUUUUGAUAAAAAUUUACGAUUAGAUUUAUUUACUGCUUCAAAUUUUGACAAAUCGCCUUUUGAUGCAUUAAAAAACGAUUUUGAUGCUGCAAUUGUAAGAGCAGAGGAAGAAUUGAAGAAAAUGAAACAAGAAGAAGAAGAGGAAAAAUUACGAGCUCAAGAACUUGAAAAUAAGAAAAAUGAAACAUCUGAGGAUGCGGAAAAAGAAGUGUCUGAAGAAAAAAAUAAUGAAAAGGGAAAUGAAGAUAAAGAAACGAAUGAAGAAAAAUAA
Vairimorpha ceranae is the source of this 1986-nucleotide messenger RNA. Its product is annotated as heat shock 70 kda protein 4l. The transcript has a single exon. Gene Ontology annotation, biological process: protein folding. Gene Ontology annotation, cellular component: nucleus; cytosol. Lineage: Eukaryota; Fungi; Microsporidia; Nosematidae. Gene Ontology annotation, molecular function: ATP binding; ATP-dependent protein folding chaperone. Bases 1 to 1986 code for a protein of 661 amino acids. The record is from RefSeq and is a predicted model, not a curated record.